GAGAGAAGACGAAGUAGUGGCGUGCUCGGCGAGGAGAGAGCAAGACAGCAUCUUGUCGUGUCAUGGAUGCUCUCUCGGAAAAUCAUCUGGGGUUAUGUACCUAAUCCCUGUCCACGCCAGAGCUCUUCCUACAGUAGCGUGUCAGUCAACGCCCCAGGUCAGUCAACGCCCCACCCCACCAACACAACAACACAACUUCAACGCGUCAUAACUCCACCAAUAUGGAUCCGAUUCAAGAAGCGAUUGAAUAUAUCGAAUCGCGCGAGCCAGGAGAUGAUUUCUCGUAUAACAAAGUUGCUGCCCAGUUUGGUGUUGAGCGCAGUACGCUCGCCCGAAGACACCAGGGUGUGCAGGAGCGGAAGGGCGUCUCCCAUCGAUCCCUACACCCAGAACACGAAGCCGAGCUUGUACGAUAUAUCGAAACGCUUACCGAGAGACGUUUGCCACCUACAAAAGUCAUGAUACAGCAGUUUGCCAGCCAGUUGGCUGGCAAACCGGUCUCCGAAAGCUGGGUUGCCCGGUUCCUCCGCCGUCAUCCCAACCAUCUCAUCUCUCGCUCGGGCAAAGCUAUGGCCAAGGAGCGUACAAAAGCUGAUUCAGGGGCAAAGUACAGCUUGUAUUUCAAGCUGUUACACGAAAAGAUGGAGGAGUACAACGUCCAACCGAUACAUAUAUUCAAUAUGGACGAAAAGGGGUUUCAACUUGGCCGGGUUGGUAGAACAAAUCGUGUAUUCAAUAAGAAGCUUUACGAGUCAAAAGGGCAGGAGAACACUCAGUAUUUACUACGUCAUCACCCUCCGGCUGGACCAACAACGAUAUUGGGUUAGCUUGGCUCAAACAGGUGUUUGACCGAGAAACUAGACGGCAUGCUUCAACUGGGUAUCGAUUACUACUCCUUGACGGCCAUGGAUCCCACGUAACCAUGGAGUUUAUUGAGUAUUGUAACGACAACAAGAUCCUCUUGUUUGUAUUACCCCCUCACGCUACUCAUACGCUUCAACCCCUGGACGUUUGACAGCCAGGGGUUACUCAAUUUGACCAAAGGAGACUUCUUCCCGCUCUUCUGGAGGGCUUGGGGUAACGUAUUCAAACCUCCACUCAUCAAGAAGUCGUUUGAAGCCACUGGUA
Molecule: messenger RNA, 1128 nt
Organism: Alternaria alternata
Lineage: Eukaryota; Fungi; Ascomycota; Dothideomycetes; Pleosporales; Pleosporaceae
Exons: 3
Coding region: 222-827 (201 amino acids)
Cellular component (GO): nucleus
Molecular function (GO): DNA binding
Source: RefSeq, a predicted model, not a curated record